Vicia faba (fava bean) is the source of this 2652-nucleotide messenger RNA. The record is from the annotation of a GenBank genome assembly. Lineage: Eukaryota; Viridiplantae; Streptophyta; Magnoliopsida; Fabales; Fabaceae.
AUGGUUUAUACAAUCUCAGGAAUUCGAUUUCCCGUUCUUCCUUCUCUGCACAAAUCCACCUUACGCUGCGAUCGCAGAACUUCAUCAUCUCACUCUUUUUUUCUCAACAAGAACUCCUCAUUCUCUCGGACCUCACUUUACGCAAAGUUUUCCCGCGAUUCUGAAACCAAAUCUUCCACAAUUGCUGAAUCUGAUAAAGUACUUAUUCCUGAAGAUCAAGAUAACUCUGUAUCCUUGACAGAUCAACUUGAAAAUCCUGAUAUAACCUCAGAGGAUGCGCAGAACUUGGAGGGUUUAACCAUGAAAGAUGAGAAUAAAUACAAUCUUGAUGAAGCAGCUAGCAGUUAUAGAGAGGUUGGAGACGAGAAGGGUUCUGUUAUAUCAUCAUCACUUGUAGAUGUUAACACCGACACUGAAACCAAGAAAACAUCAAUUCAUUCAGACGAGAAAGUAAAAGUUGAUAAACCUAAAAUCAUUCCUCCACCCGGUACUGGGCAGAAAAUAUAUGAGAUUGAUCCACUUUUGCAAGCUCACCGUCAACAUCUUGAUUUCCGUUAUGCACAAUACAAAAGAAUUCGGGAGGAAAUUGACAAAUAUGAAGGUGGUCUUGAUGCAUUUUCGCGUGGGUACGAAAAGUUAGGCUUCACACGCAGUGCCACGGGCAUUACUUACAGAGAGUGGGCGCCUGGAGCUAAGUCAGCAGCAUUAGUUGGAGAUUUCAACAAUUGGAAUCCAAAUGCAGAUGUAAUGACUAAGGACGCUUUUGGUGUAUGGGAGAUCUUCUUGCCAAACAAUGCCGAUGGUUCACCACCAAUUCCUCAUGGUUCUCGAGUCAAGAUCCACAUGGAUACUCCCUCUGGGAUCAAGGACUCAAUUCCAGCUUGGAUCAAAUUCUCUGUACAGGCUCCUGGUGAAAUUCCAUAUAAUGGAAUAUACUAUGAUCCCCCAGAGGAGGAAAAAUAUGUCUUCAAACAUCCACAGCCAAAACGACCACGGUCAAUUAGAAUAUAUGAGUCACACAUUGGAAUGAGUAGCCCGGAGCCAAAAAUCAACACAUAUGCUAAUUUUAGAGAUGAUGUACUACCUCGCAUUAAAAAGCUUGGCUAUAAUGCUGUCCAGAUUAUGGCUAUCCAAGAACAUUCUUAUUAUGCUAGUUUUGGGUACCAUGUUACUAAUUUCUUUGCACCUAGCAGUAGGUUUGGAACUCCAGAAGAUCUUAAGUCUCUGAUAGACAGAGCCCAUGAACUAGGUCUGCUUGUUCUGAUGGAUAUUGUACAUAGCCAUGCCUCAAAUAAUACAUUGGAUGGCCUGAACAUGUUUGAUGGAACUGAUGGUCAUUACUUCCAUCCUGGUACGCGGGGUUAUCAUUGGAUGUGGGAUUCUCGCCUUUUUAACUAUGGAAGCUGGGAAGUACUAAGGUAUCUACUUUCAAAUGCAAGAUGGUGGCUGGACGAAUAUAAGUUUGAUGGGUUUCGAUUUGACGGUGUCACAUCAAUGAUGUACACUCAUCAUGGACUGCAGGUAUCUUUUACUGGAAAUUACAGUGAGUAUUUUGGUUUAGCAACUGAUGUUGAGGCUGUGGUUUACAUGAUGCUUGUCAAUGAUCUCAUUCAUGGGCUCUUCCCUGAAGCUGUUUCAAUUGGUGAAGAUGUGAGUGGAAUGCCAACAUUCUGCCUUCCGACGCAAGAUGGUGGGAUUGGCUUUAACUACCGCUUGCAUAUGGCUGUUGCAGACAAGUGGAUUGAGCUUCUUAAGAAACAAGAUGAAGAUUGGAGAAUGGGUGAUAUAGUCCACACACUGACAAACAGAAGGUGGCUGGAAAAAUGUGUGGUUUAUGCUGAAAGUCAUGACCAGGCUUUGGUUGGCGAUAAGACACUAGCAUUUUGGUUGAUGGACAAGGAUAUGUAUGACUUCAUGGCUUUAGACAGGCCAUCUACUCCUCUAAUAGAUCGUGGUAUAGCAUUACACAAAAUGAUUAGGCUUAUUACUAUGGGUCUUGGUGGUGAAGGGUAUUUGAAUUUUAUGGGGAAUGAAUUUGGACAUCCUGAGUGGAUCGAUUUUCCAAGAGGUGAGCAACAUCUUCCUAAUGGCAAAAUAGUUCCUGGGAAUAACAACAGUUAUGAUAAAUGCAGGCGUAGAUUUGACUUGGGUGAUGCAGAUUAUCUAAGAUAUCAUGGAAUGCAAGAAUUUGAUCGAGCUAUGCAACAUCUAGAAGAGAGAUAUGGUUUCAUGACUUCUGAACACCAAUACAUUUCACGUAAAAAUGAAGGUGACAGAGUUAUAAUCUUCGAAAGAGACAACCUGGUUUUUGUCUUCAAUUUUCACUGGACCAACAGUUAUUCAGAUUACAAGGUCGGCUGUUUAAAGCCAGGCAAAUAUAAGAUUGUCUUGGAUUCAGAUGAUACCUUGUUUGGUGGCUUCAAUAGGCUCAAUCAUACUGCUGAGUACUUCACCUCUGAAGGGUGGUAUGAUGACCGGCCUCGAUCUUUCCUCGUUUAUGCACCUUGUAGAACAGCAGUGGUGUAUGCCCUUGUGGAUAAAGUUGAAUCAGAGCCAAUUGAACUGUCGGUUGGAGUUGAACCAGAUCCAAUUGAGCUGUCACUUGAAGUUGAAUCAGAGCCAAUUCAACAGUCAGUUGAAGUUGAACCAUGA